GCAUCUCUGUAAUCACCCGGUGGUCCCUGAACGCAGCACUUUCUGCAGAGUACAUUUGUGCGUUUCUUCAAGCGGCGUCUGAAACCGGACUGCGACGCGAAAUGCCGGCGGAUUUGAGCCCGUGGAGCGGCCCUCUCGCCCUGCAGGAGGUCGACGAGAAGCCGGCAGAGCCCCUGACCGUUAAAUACGACUCCGUGGAAGUGGACGAGCUCGGCAAAGUGCUCACGCCGACACAGGUGCAGAGUCGACCCACCUGUGUCGAGUGGGCAGGAUGCGACUCCAGUAAGCUGUACACUUUGGCCCUGACCGACCCCGAUGCUCCCAGCAGGAAGGACCCCAAAUUCAGGGAGUGGCACCACUUUCUGGUGGUCAACAUGAAGGGGAACGACGUGUCCUCCGGCUGCGUCGUCUCGGACUACGUGGGCUCUGGUCCUCCCAAGGGAACAGGUCUCCACCGGUACGUGUGGCUGGUGUACGAGCAGCCGGGCAGCCUGUCCUGCACCGAGACCGUCCUCACAAACCGGUCUGGAGGCGGCCGCGGCGAGUUCAGGAUCCAGAGCUUCAGGCAGAAGUACAGCCUGGGAGCCCCGGUGGCCGGGACCUGCUACCAGGCCGAGUGGGACGACUACGUUCCCAAACUGUACGAGCAGCUCGCCGGGAAAUAAAAACGGAGGAAAUCCCACCGAGGCUAAAAAAAAACAAAAACACAACAAAGCUUUUAUUAUUUUUUUAAAUAAGUGUGGCACUGUUGCCUUCCAUAGAGGUGACGAAAAUAUAUCUGCUCCUCUCGAUGAUGUCACCCACACUCGUCUGCAAUAAACGGGUUGAAACACCGAAA
This is a messenger RNA of Cyclopterus lumpus (lumpfish), 838 nucleotides long. RefSeq names its product phosphatidylethanolamine binding protein 1 (gene pebp1). The record is from RefSeq and is a predicted model, not a curated record. NCBI's taxonomy places the organism in Eukaryota, Metazoa, Chordata, Actinopteri, Perciformes, Cyclopteridae. The coding region runs from base 102 to 665 and encodes 187 amino acids. The transcript is spliced from 4 exons. Gene Ontology annotation, biological process: negative regulation of MAPK cascade.